This is a messenger RNA of Lactuca virosa, 817 nucleotides long. The record is from the annotation of a GenBank genome assembly. Lineage: Eukaryota; Viridiplantae; Streptophyta; Magnoliopsida; Asterales; Asteraceae.
UUCAACCAAAUUUAACAGAAUGGCAGCUUCCACCAUGUCUGUAUCUUCUUCAUUCAUCGGACAAGCAGUGAAAAUAACACCAUCUGGUUCAGAAAUCACCGGAAAUGGAAGGGUUUCCAUGAGGAAGACAGCAGUCAAGAAAGUCGCACCAUCAGGAAGUCCAUGGUACGGCCCCGACCGUGUUAAGUACCUUGGCCCAUUCUCCGGCGAAGCCCCAUCUUACCUGACCGGUGAGUUCCCCGGUGACUACGGUUGGGACACUGCUGGGCUCUCUGCUGAUCCUGAAACAUUCGCCAAGAACCGUGAGCUUGAGGUCAUCCACAGCAGAUGGGCCAUGCUCGGAGCUCUUGGGUGCGUCUUCCCUGAACUCUUGGCUCGUAACGGCGUCAAGUUUGGUGAGGCUGUAUGGUUCAAGGCUGGAUCCCAGAUCUUUAGUGAGGGUGGUCUUGACUACUUGGGGAACCCUAGUUUGAUCCACGCACAAAGCAUUUUAGCCAUCUGGGCUACCCAAGUGAUCUUGAUGGGUGCAGUUGAAGGUUACAGAAUUGCUGGUGGACCUCUUGGUGAGGUAGUUGACCCACUUUACCCUGGUGGUAGCUUCGACCCAUUGGGUCUGGCUGAUGACCCAGAGGCAUUUGCUGAGCUGAAAGUGAAGGAGCUCAAGAACGGUAGACUAGCCAUGUUCUCUAUGUUUGGGUUCUUUGUUCAAGCCAUUGUUACCGGAAAGGGACCAUUGGAGAACCUUGCUGAUCACCUUGCUGACCCUGUUGCAAACAAUGCAUGGUCAUAUGCUACAAACUUUGUACCUGGAAAGUGA